This is a messenger RNA of Micromonas pusilla CCMP1545, 360 nucleotides long. Its product is annotated as H+-or Na+-translocating f-type, v-type and A-type ATPase superfamily. Gene Ontology annotation, biological process: proton motive force-driven mitochondrial ATP synthesis. NCBI's taxonomy places the organism in Eukaryota, Viridiplantae, Chlorophyta, Mamiellophyceae, Mamiellales, Mamiellaceae. The record is from RefSeq and is a predicted model, not a curated record. Gene Ontology annotation, cellular component: mitochondrial inner membrane. Gene Ontology annotation, molecular function: proton-transporting ATP synthase activity, rotational mechanism. The transcript has 2 exons. The coding region runs from base 1 to 360 and encodes 119 amino acids.
AUGUCGGCCGCUGCUAACUCCGCGGCGUACUGGCGCAUCGCGGGCAUGAGCUACCUGAAGUACUCGAACAUGUGCGCCGAGGUCGUGCGCGGGUGCUUGAAGGAGCCGUGGCUUACCAAGGUGCGAACGCGCGCCUUCUCUCCGCGCGUCGCGCGAUCUACGUCGCGCGACCGCUCGUCUCGAUCAAUUCGAGCCCGCGUCUCGAGCGCGCCCGUUGAUCGUUUGAGCCAACCUUUCGUCCAUCGACUGACGCGCGCGCCCGUCUCUUCUCGUAUUCCUCAGGCCAAGCCCCGCGAGGCGGUGUACAUGAAGCACACGAAGUGGGCGGACGGCAAGCCGGGGACGCCUGGUGCGUCCUAA